CGUCUUCAUUACCUGCCAGUUUGAGUUCAGUCCAGUCUGAAAGAAGUCUGUUUAUAGUAUGCAUUUGAACAUAGCUUUACCAAGUGGACAAACAAUUCGGGAAAGAUUUGUUGGUUCUAAACAGACUCGCCCCACAUUAACAUUUACAAACACAAACACUAAAACAAAAGCACAAGAUCAAGAUCAAGUAUGAGUCUCUCUAAAAAACCGGUCUUCUUCCAGCCACUUCUUCCUCGUUUUGAUGACAAUUUUUUUAUUCCCAUUGCAUUUAUGGAGCACUUAAAGGAAGCAAACUUGGAGAAAGCUGUUCUAACAAGCUCAGCUGGUAAGCUUUGGCCUGUUAAGAUCAAUGGCAGAAGGUUUGAAGAUGGCUGGAAAGCGUUUUGCAGACACCAUGAGUUGAUUGUUGGCGAGUUCUUGGUUUUCAGACUUGAACCUGACAUGGUUUUCCAUGUCGUCGUUUUUGGGCAUAGUACCUGUGAGAGAAAGUGUCCGGUUUUUUCAAUAAAAGAAGAAAGAACUGAAAUUCCACCACAAAUGGAAGAAGAAGAAGAAGAAGACACACCUGCAAAACCAUUUUCCCCUGAGAAGAAGCCCAACAACAAGGAGCAAUGUGCUAAUGGCGGUUCUUCUGUUCCUCAGUGCUCCUACUUUGAUGUAGAACUGACAGAUUAUAGUGCCAAGUUGUGUAGAGUGCGAAUACCGGUCAACUUCAAGAAGCUACAUGGUCUAACCAAUAGACACUGCGAGAUGACUAUUGAGGAUGAAAAGGGGAGGUUCUGGCCAGCUGAUCUGUCUUACAGUGAAUACAAUAAUCACGCAUUUAUUGGGCGCGGCUGGACUAAUUGUCGCUCUGCAAAUGGCCUUAGGGCGGGACACUCGUUGAGGUUUGAGCUCGUUAGGAAUGGAAAAAUUCCAUCAUUCAAAAUAAAGAAGAUGAAGUCCAACAAGAAAAAGCAAUGUGCAAAAGUUUGUUCUUCUGUUCCUAAAGGCCCCUACUUUGAUGCAGAACUCACAGCUUAUAGUGCCAAAAGACCAUUGCAUGUACCAAUGGAGUUUGCAAUUCGACAUGGUCUAAACAAUAGACGUCGCGAGAUGAUUAUUGAGGAUGAAAAUGGAAGGUCUUGGCCAACAGCUCUGGGGUACAAAGAAUCAGAUCAACGUGUUUUUAUUGGAGGUGGCUGGGCUAUUUGUUGCUCUGCAAAUGAGCUUAAGGCAGGGGACUCAUUGAGGUUUGAGCUCAUUAAGAAUGGGAAAACUCCCUCAUUGAAAAUGAGCAGACUAAAUGCAAAGCCUGAGGUUACAGAGGACCUGAAUUGUGACGAAGCCCGAGGUAGUUCUUCAUCAACCAGACAUUCCAACUCUAAUGCAACUUUGAAGGCAUCUUACCCUAGAAAAUGUAAACUGAAAAUUCCCAAAGAAGAAGAACCAAAAGACCCUGGUUUCGAUAAGCCCGAAAAGGAAAAGCGGACUUCCGUUAAAGUAGAAGUUUGUCCGUCUGAUUCUGGUCUUCGACCCCCUUUCUUUGCGAAGAAACUGUCAUCCUGCACAAUCUCUUUGUACAAAUUGUACAUUCCCAUGAAGUUUGCAAAGCUUCACCAUCUAGACGCUAUAUGCAGCAAGAUAAUUCUUAUCGAUCAAAAAGGACGGUCUUGGCCAGCAAAAGUAGUGUACGAAAAGUCAUACAAUCACGUUUAUAUUAAAGAUGGUUGGAAGGAGUUUACUUCUGGAAAUGAGAUCAAGCCGGGAGAUUCUUUAGUUUUCGAAAUCAUCGGAACUGGCAAAAGGCCCGUACUUAAAGUAUUUGAUGUAAAACAAGGUACAGAGAGGUACCGACAGUACUUCCGCGAAGAGAACACCUGAAAGGGAAGCUCGGAACUCGGAAGAUUGUGAAGAUGUCGAGCCGCUUACAUAGUGAACAAGUCAAGUUACUACUUACUACUAUCUGCUGGAAGUCACUUUUUGCAUUAGUGUUGGAGCUGAAUGUUAAAUGAAUUUAGUAUCAUCUGUCAGUCAUUACUUAUUAUGGACUGUCUGUUAGGAUAUAUAUGAUCUGUUGAAAUCUAGUAAAAUAUAGCUAGAUAAUAUAAUCAGAGUGUUUUGUAAACCUUAAAAACCUAAUGAAAAUGAAACGGUGACGAAUUUGGUCUUAGUAAAUCAAGUCAUAUUAUAACGACAA
This is a messenger RNA of Mercurialis annua (annual mercury), 2179 nucleotides long. RefSeq names its product B3 domain-containing protein REM17-like. Lineage: Eukaryota; Viridiplantae; Streptophyta; Magnoliopsida; Malpighiales; Euphorbiaceae. The record is from RefSeq and is a predicted model, not a curated record. Gene Ontology annotation, molecular function: DNA binding. Bases 190 to 1863 code for a protein of 557 amino acids. The transcript is spliced from 11 exons.